UGGGUUAUAAUGUAAAUUUGAAAUAUCCCAAAAGUUUUUCUCUUUGACGAGACAAACGGAAGGAGAAAACUAGCGCACAAAAUAAAAGAUUGAGGCGUCGAAGAUCAGAUGUUAAAGCAACUGCAUUCCCAGUUAGGAGAGAAAUCCAAGUCACCUCCUUCUUCCGUAACAAAUAGCCAAUAAUUUGAGAGAGAUCCAUAUCCAAUCCGCCAUUUUUCCUUUCCCAAAACCCUAUUUUAAUGUCAACAUUUGCUGCAAAAUUCCCAUAAUCUCACCCUAUUGGGAAGCUAUAGAAUAAUGAUAAAUAGUACCGUUGAUGACAACGGCCACGCCCAAAUUCCUGAUCAAGAACAUCACUGCCACUGUUGUCAUUUUCAUAGUCAAAAUCAGCAGAAGCCCCCUGCACCCAUACCCAAGUGCCUACCAAAGCGCAUAAUUUUGGUUCGUCACGGAGAGAGCGAAGGGAAUAGAGACGACGCCAUGUACACCAUCACGCCCGAUUAUAGGAUCCCGCUAACUCCCAAGGGAAUUGAUCAAGCCAAGGAAGCUGGGUCUCGCAUUUUUGACAUGGUUUCUGAUAAUAGCUCCUCAGAUAAUUGGAAGGUCUACUUCUACGUCUCCCCAUACGUGCGAACACGUUCCACCCUAAGGGAGAUGGGCAGGGCAUUUUCCAGACGGAGAGUGCUUGGCGUGAGGGAAGAAUGCCGAAUUAGAGAACAAGAUUUUGGUAAUUUUCAAGUGGCGGACCGCAUGAAAGCGAUCAAGGAGACUCGGGAGAGAUUUGGCCGCUUCUUUUAUCGUUUUCCUGAGGGAGAAUCAGCUGCUGAUGUUUAUGACAGAGUUUCCAGUUUCCUUGAAUCUCUUUGGAGGGACAUUGAUAUGAAUAGACUCCACCAUGACCCUAAUGACGAUUUGAAUCUUGUGAUUAUAUCUCAUGGUCUAGCUAGUCGCGUCUUUCUGAUGAAGUGGUUCAAGUGGACAGUUGAGCAGUUUGAGUAUCUAAACAAUUUAGGAAAUUGUGAAUUUCGAGUUAUACAAUUAGGGAUUGGUGGAGAAUAUAGCUUAGCGGUCCACCAUACUGAAGAAGAGAUGCUAGAAUGGGGACUAUCCCCUGAAAUGAUUUCAGACCAAAAAUGGCGUGCUCAUGCUAGCAGGAGUUCGUGGAAGGACAAAUGUUGUUGGUACCUUGAUGCUUUCUUUGACCAUCUAGCUAAUUCAGAUGAGGAUGAUUAUGAUGAAGUGAAAUCAAACUUUUCUGACUAGUUUAGUGAUAUUUUUGGUGCAUUUUUUUUUCUAGUGAUUCCUUACAUAUGUAGCUCAAAUGAGUCCUAAAUUUGGUUAUUGACAGAGGUAGUUGUAAGACCCAUUCGACUUUUAUGUGGUAGUCCACUUGAGGGGGUCUCAAAGUGUUUGUUGGUUUGGUUGCAUUCAAUCUUUUGUAGUAUCAUGGGUGGCUCAAGAAUAACGCCACAAAAACAUGUUUUAGGGCUCCUAAGGGCCAGAAUACACUUAAAAACUUUGUUCUUUAUAUA
Molecule: messenger RNA, 1532 nt
Organism: Capsicum annuum
Lineage: Eukaryota; Viridiplantae; Streptophyta; Magnoliopsida; Solanales; Solanaceae
Product: phosphoglycerate mutase-like protein AT74
Exons: 2
Coding region: 298-1263 (321 amino acids)
Molecular function (GO): phosphatase activity
Source: RefSeq, a predicted model, not a curated record